This is a messenger RNA of Cutaneotrichosporon oleaginosum, 2135 nucleotides long. RefSeq lists its product as uncharacterized. The record is from RefSeq and is a predicted model, not a curated record. Gene Ontology annotation, molecular function: calcium-dependent phospholipid binding; calcium ion binding. Lineage: Eukaryota; Fungi; Basidiomycota; Tremellomycetes; Trichosporonales; Trichosporonaceae. Gene Ontology annotation, cellular component: cytoplasm.
UUGUCAUCUCUUGUCUCUCUCUCAACUCUCUCCCGACUACUUGAACACUCGCCUCGACGCAAGUUUAGUCUGCUCCACCUCCCUCUCUCUUUCACACACACACACACUCGCCCGCUCCCCAACACCUCUCCUCUACUGACAAUGUACGGAGGAGGAUACAACCAGCAGCCCUAUGGCCAACCUCCCAACCAGUACGGCGCGCCUCAAGGCCAGUACGGCGCGCCCGCGAACCAAUACGGCGCUCCCCCCGCAAACCAGUACGGUGCUCCCCCGAGCCAGUACGGUGCGCCGCCUGCGCAAUAUGGCUCGCCUCCUACACAGUACGGGUCUCCACCGGCAAAUCAGUACGGAGCGCCGCCGGCAGGCGCGUACGGCGCCGCGCCCACCCAGUAUGGAGCGGCACAAACGCAGUACGGUGCACCCGCGCACAACCAGUACGGCUCGCCUCCCACGCAGUACGGCGCUCCCCAGGGACAAUAUGGUGCUCCCGCACAAUCGUAUGGCGCACCCGCACAGCAGCCAUAUGGGCAGCAGCAGUACGGGCAGACGCAGUAUGGGCAGCAGCAGCAGCAUUACGGCGCCACACAGGCGUACAACCCUCCGGGCCAGUACGGCAACCCAGCAGGCGGAUACCAGGCGCAGCCGGCGUUCACGCCAUCAGCGGGCGGACCGCGCUUCCUCGGUGUGCAGAUCCCCGCGCCUCCGCCCGCACCGCCGCUCGCCAACCUGCCCAACUACAACGCGCAGUUUGACGCGGAUCGCAUCCGCAAGGCCACCAAGGGCUUUGGCACGGACGAGAACACGGUGAUCAACACGCUCAUGCCCCUGGAUGCGUUCCAGGUCGAUGUUCUGAGCCGCACGUACGAGCAGCAGACCGGCCGCUCGCUCAAGACGACGAUUGAGAAGGAGAUGUCUUCAUGGCUCGAGUACAUCUGUCGCCUCAAGUCAUUGGGCCCACUGGGCGGCGACCUCUGGCUGCUGAACCGCGCGUGCAAGGGUGCGGGCACACACGAAGAUCUCCUCAACGAGGUGCUCCUCUGCCGCUCGAACGAGGAGAUUUUCCUCCUCAAGGAGGGCUACCGGCGACAGUUCAACAAGGACCUGGUGGCUGUUGUGCGCGGCGAGCUGAGCAUGAAGACGGAGCGCAUGUUCAACAUGGCGCUGUCGGGGACGCGCGACGAGAACCCCAUCGUCAACCACCAGCAGGUGCAGCAGGACAUCGACACGCUGUACCGCGCUGGGCCCGGCAAGAUCGGCACGGACGAGAUCGGCAUCUGCGGCAUCUUGCUGCAGCGCUCCAACCAGCACCUGCAGGCGAUUGCGAACGGGUUCCCCCAGCGCCACCGCGUCACCCUGUCCAAGAUGAUCGAGAGCGAGUUCUCGGGACACAUGCGCGACGGGCUGCUGCACAUUGCGCGCUUCGCCGAGGCCGACGGCAACGGCGUCCACCGCGACGCCAUGCUCCUCGAAGCAGCCAUGGCUGGCAUGGGGACCAAGGACGAGCGUCUCUGCUACCGCCUCUGCCGCAUGCACUGGGACCGCCAGCGCUUCGCGCUCGUCAAGAACCAGUACCGCCAGAUGUACAGCCGCGACCUCGUGUCUCGCGUCAAGGGCGAGACGUCGGGCAAGUACGAGAACGCCCUCGUUGCCCUCAUCACCCAGAACUAGGCCACGUUCGUCCUCCGUUCCACAUUUGCGCCUGCGAUACCCAUACCACCUUGUGCCCAGCUUGUGAUUCGGCCGUCCGUUUCCCGCCAUGUCUUGCGUCGAUUCGACUCGAUAUCUCAUCUCGCCUUCGCCUUCGCCUUCGUUCCUUCCUCCAGUCACAGCCUCCUUGCCACUCCGAUCUGUUCACGCCACUCCUGCAAGUCCCGCCAACGUCACUUCACAGUCUCGCGUCAAGCCUCUCUCCGCGUCUCUUCCGUGCUCCCCCUCUCCGCUCUGCGCCCCGCGUCUCUGCCCCGCCUCCGCUUCAAGCUGUCGAAUCUGGCUCCCAUGACCGUCCGUGACCGCGUCUUGAUUUGGGCCUCACCGUGCCGUGCUUCCGUACCUGCGCCGUCUUAAGCCAAUAGUAUCCGCGAACAGUUGCCUAUCUCUGCCUGGGAGUGGUAUGCAUGACUGUUGUACAUCGUAUG